UCUUCACUUGCGCUCAUUUUAAGCAUAAAGGACAACCAGAAACCAAAUCCAAUAUCACUUGUGUACUGCGCCCUCUGUCCUCUCCAAAAGUCAACAUUUUCUUCCCGUCUGCCUAGCAGCAUGUACCGCUUUGCAGCUAAUCUUGCCUCAAAAGCCAGGGUUGCUGGAAACAGCAGCCAGCAGAUUGGUAGUAGAUUGGGUUGGAACAGAAACUAUGCUGCAAAAGACAUUAGAUUUGGUGUGGAUGCAAGGGCUCUGAUGCUUAAGGGUGUUGAGGAUCUUGCUGAUGCUGUUAAAGUCACUAUGGGUCCAAAGGACAGGGUUAAGAACAUUGGUGCGAGCCUAGUGAAACAGGUCGCCAAUGCUACAAACGAUGUUGCUGGUGAUGGUACUACCUGUGCCACUAUCCUCACUCGCGCAAUACUCACUGAAGGCUGCAAGUCUGUGGCAGCUGGCAUGAAUGCCAUGGACCUAAGACGUGGCAUAACAAUGGCUGUUGAUGCAGUAGUUACAAACUUGAAAAGCAGAGCAAGAAUGAUUAGCACGUCCGAGGAGAUUGCUCAGGUUGGAACAAUUUCUGCUAAUGGAGAAAGAGAAAUUGGUGAGCUGAUUGCCAAGGCUAUGGAGAAAGUAGGCAAAGAGGGUGUUAUCACAAUUCAAGAUGGAAAGACACUGUUUAAUGAAUUGGAAGUGGUUGAGGGGAUGAAGCUUGACAGAGGUUACAUAUCCCCAUACUUCAUUACAAAUCAGAAAAACCAGAAAUGUGAACUGGAUGACCCACUCAUUUUAAUCCAUGAGAAGAAAAUAUCAAGCUUAAAUGCUGUUGUGAAAGUUUUGGAAUUAGCUUUGAAGAGGCAAAGACCUCUUUUGAUAGUUUCGGAAGACGUGGAAAGUGAAGCUCUUGCAACUCUUAUUGUUAACAAACUUCGAGCUGGAAUUAAGGUUUGUGCUGUGAAAGCACCUGGAUUUGGUGAUAACAGGAAAUCUAAUUUGCAAGAUCUUGCUGUCUUAACUGGUGGCCAGGCAAGUGUUAUAAGUGAGGAGCUUGGAAUGACCCUUGAAGAUGUCGAGUUGGACAUGCUGGGCUCAUGCAAAAAGGUUACCAUCUCCAAGGAUGAUACUGUUCUACUUGAUGGUGCUGGUGAGAAGAAAUCCAUAGAAGAACGAUGUGAACAGAUUAGGUCUGCAAUUGAAUUGAGUACUUCUGAUUACGACAAGGAGAAGUUGCAAGAAAGGCUCGCAAAACUUUCUGGCGGUGUAGCUGUCCUCAAGAUUGGAGGCGCUAGUGAGGCUGAAGUAGGCGAGAAAAAGGACAGGGUGACUGAUGCUCUAAAUGCCACGAAAGCGGCUGUAGAAGAAGGAAUUGUGCCAGGUGGAGGUGUUGCUCUGCUCUAUGCUUCUAAAGAAUUGGAUAAGUUGCAGACUGCAAACUUCGAUCAGAAGAUUGGUACACCUGUUUACACUAUUGCAUCAAAUGCUGGUGUUGAAGGUGCUGUUGUUGUGGGCAAGUUGUUGGAGUCGGACAACCCUGAUCUUGGAUAUGACGCGGCUAAAGGUGAAUAUGUUGAUAUGGUGAAAGCUGGGAUUAUUGACCCAUUGAAGGUUAUUAGGACUGCCCUUGUCGAUGCUGCUAGCGUGUCGUCAUUGAUGACAACUACAGAAGCAAUUGUGGUGGAGUCUAAGGACGAGAAGGUGGCCCCACCAAUGGGCGGCGCCGGUGGCAUGGGUGACAUGGACUACUGAGGAUCAGGUCAUGUUACUGCUUUGAGAAGGGGACUUGCAACUCUUAGAUCAAUGAUUUGCUUUUCCGAUUGAUUCCGAGUUAAUUAUGUUUCUUAAUUGUCCUGUAUAAUUUUGGUGAUGUAAGACAU
This is a messenger RNA of Striga asiatica, 1871 nucleotides long. The record is from the annotation of a GenBank genome assembly. NCBI's taxonomy places the organism in Eukaryota, Viridiplantae, Streptophyta, Magnoliopsida, Lamiales, Orobanchaceae.